Mauremys mutica (yellowpond turtle) is the source of this 1303-nucleotide messenger RNA. RefSeq names its product triggering receptor expressed on myeloid cells 2-like. Bases 372 to 1280 code for a protein of 302 amino acids. Lineage: Eukaryota; Metazoa; Chordata; Testudines; Geoemydidae. The record is from RefSeq and is a predicted model, not a curated record. The transcript is spliced from 5 exons.
UUUGUAUACAGAGAUUUAAUUCUCUGUUAAAUCCUAUAGGAUGAACAGAGAAUUAUAGCCCUGCUUUAGAAAUCUGAAAAUUUACCUCAUAUCAUCGGUCUUUUCCACAAUGGGCAGCUGCAGCUGAGGGGUGGAAUUUAGGUCCACUGACAUCAAAGGGAGGUGCACAGGUAUGAGUGAGGACAAAGUCUGACCCAAAGUUUUGUAAAGUAUAACUGGAAGCAAGAGAGUGAAUGAGAGUGCGAGCACAUGACUGAAAUAGAACAAGCUCACUUUCUGAAACUUGUGUGGAGACAUUGUGAGGAAAACAAACAGCUUCUCUUGCAGUUUGGUGUGCACCAUUCCUCUCAUCAGAUCAGGAAAAGACAGCUAUGGAGGGAACGAGCAUUACAAUAACCUGCUCCUACGACAGAAGGACGAACAUGUUUAACAGAAAGUACUGGUGUCGUGGAGGAUCUAGGUCAUCUUGUGAUGUUUUAGGCGACACAGAGAAUUUUGUUAAGAGUGAAUAUAAAGAAAGAUUGUCGCUCUUGGAUAACAGAAGAGGAUACUUUUUGGUAACGAUGCACCAGCUGGUAGAAGAAGAUUCAGGCAUGUAUUGGUGUGGAAUACAAAGGCCAUAUGCAGAUAUAAUGACUGCAGUGAAACUCACUGUAACUGAAGAGCCUCUCUCCACACCCCUUAUUACUCUCACCAACCAUCCCAGUGAAUCCUGCCUAGGGAGAUCAGUGACUGUCCGAUGUCAUUCAGCCACUGGCUCUAAUGUUUACUACACAUGGUACAGAAAGAGCUUUCCGACCAAUAUCGUACUAGUGCACAGCAGCGACCUGGUGCUUCGCUGUGGAGACCUCCUGGAGAGUCAGAGCUAUUUCUGCCAAGCUGCAACUCGCAGAGCAAACAAAUCCACCCAGGUGUUGAGAGCAGAGGUGCUGACCCCAGCAAAAGAGAACUGCACAUACCAGUUACAAUUAACAGAUGGUGAAUCAUACAACUGUGUAAGAACCACCCCAGUGUUUACAGUUGAGAUGCCUUCAACACCCUUCACAGGCUAUUCAACACCUUGCCCCAACUCCUCUAGCCACCCUGGCAUAGAAGAUAGUUGGAUCCCAGUUCCAUGGGCUAUUCUGCGCUGGCUGUUCCUGCUUAUUCUAGUAGCAACUUUAAUUAUCAUUCAGAGCAACAGGACAUGGAAAAGUGACUUCAUUUCCAGAAUCUUUGAAGUGCCCCCCUCCAUCAUCCCACCAAGAGAAGGUCAGAGAGACUCGCAUGGUCUUUGGUAAAAUCUAAUUUCCAGGCCAUCACC